URAAAAGCUGAUACGGUGACGAUGUCGACAAAAGAAAAACACGCCGCAACAAUGGCGAACGCCACCGCGUGGAUGGCGGUUCGUCUUUUGGUGGUAUUUGCAUUGCUUGCUCCGACGCAGCGAUGGUUUGCGGAGGGCUUGCAGACCGGAUGUCCGCCGCCGCUMCGGCUCAAGAAGUUGCUCGAAUCGGAGAUGGACGGUACCCGGGAUUCCGACAAGCCAAUCCUGCUUCCCUGUUGCUACGAUGGUCUUACGGCCCGGCUCAUCGCCCGGGCAGGCUUCGACGCCACCUUCAUGACCGGAUUCGGUGUAUCGGCCGUAAACGGAUACCCCGACACGCAGCUUGUAUCGUAUGGCGAGAUGCAGUCCCAGACCAACAUUGUAGCGGAGGGCCUUUCGAGCGCGGCCCUGGAACUGGGGAGAGACCCGAUCCCCUGUAUCGCGGACGGMGACACCGGGUACGGCAACGCUGUGAACGUGAAACGGACCGUCUUUGGGUACGCCCGCGCCGGGAUGGCGGGGAUCAUGAUCGAGGACCAGGUUUCACCCAAGCGCUGCGGGCACGUGGCCGGGAAAUCGAUCGUUCCCCUCGGUGAGGCCAUCGCCCGGGUAAAGGCGGCCUGCGAUGCCAGGGACGAGUACGAAUCCCAGUUCGGCGCCGGGACGGGGCCCCUCGUCCUCGCGCGGACCGAUGCCCUCAAGCCGGAGGGAUUCGAGGCCGCCAUCGAGCGGUGCCUAGCCUUUCAGGAAGCGGGGUGCGACAUGACGUUCCUGGAGGCGCCCGAGUCCAUCGAGCAGAUGGAGGAGUACUGCCGGAGAGUGAAGGGACCCAAACUCGCCAACAUGCUGGAGCAGGGAUGUGAGUGCCUUGUUUGAAGAAUUAGCGACCCGCCAUGGCCAUUUUCGAGGAAUCGUUCGUUUGUAGAACCGCCAAAGGAACGGUGGACGAUAUUCGCGGUGAAUUUGAAACCAAUGUAUUCCUAGAAYAYCCGCGGUGUCUAACUCUGGUUCUCAACCCUUUUGAUUUGAUUCCRCCCGUCGUUUCUUCGUCGUCACAGCGACCCCGGUACUGUCSCCCCAGGAACUCAAGGCAAUGGGCUACACCAUGGCAGCMUAUCCCCUGACWCUUCUCUCCGCUUCGAUAAAGGCCAUGACSGAAUCCCUGGAACGCAUCCAGCAGGGCACRGCUACGGACGACAUCAUUUCUACUUUUACAGAAACAAAAGACGUGGUUGGCUUCACAAAGUAUGCAUCGGAAGAACAACGGUACAAGGCAGACUAAAAUCAAGUAUUAGCAAACAG
Messenger RNA from Pseudo-nitzschia multistriata, 1302 nucleotides. Lineage: Eukaryota; Bacillariophyta; Bacillariophyceae; Bacillariales; Bacillariaceae. The record is from the annotation of a GenBank genome assembly.